Durotheca rogersii is the source of this 2250-nucleotide messenger RNA. RefSeq lists its product as uncharacterized. The transcript has 5 exons. Lineage: Eukaryota; Fungi; Ascomycota; Sordariomycetes; Xylariales; Xylariaceae. The record is from RefSeq and is a predicted model, not a curated record. Bases 27 to 1871 code for a protein of 614 amino acids. Gene Ontology annotation, biological process: RNA processing. Gene Ontology annotation, molecular function: ribonuclease III activity.
AUGGGCCAUCGUCAGCUUGUGAACACAUGUACACAUUAGGCAGUAACCCGCCCAGGCUUUUCCGGAUGGCGUCUGACGAAGGCAUUCUGCGUGUAGAGAAGGCUCUUGGCUACUCGUUUAGAGUCAAGGACUAUCUAAAACAAGCACUGGUAGCAGCUGGGGCUGAUCCGAUGUGGCCCGACGGCAAUAGGAGGCUUGCCCAGGUCGGAAUUACCGUUAUAGAUCUCGUCUCUCUCCAAAGAAGCUUCCGAGAAGGUGCUAGCCGAGCAUCGUCUCAAGCUUUCAGAACUGUUCAAAACAGUUUAAAAUCUCUCGCAGCGAUCGCGGCUCGCAUGGGGAUACAGGACUACAUCACAUACUCGACGCGUUCUGGGGCCAAUGCUCCGAGCGUACUGGCCAAGUCGGUUUCGGCCCUUAUUGGUGCUGUCUUUAUGGAUUCGUUUGAUAUGAAGGAGGUGGAUCAAAUGAUCCAACGGUUAACGGCCACGCAGAAUCGGUGUAAUGACACCCUGGUGUCACCUACAUUAGACGUGACAGUACACUUCCCCGCGAGCCAUCGGCAGGGGAGCCGCACCAGCGGGACCACCCAGCUUGAACUAGGCUUUAGCCAAAGCGACAACUACAACGCCUAUGAUGGCGGUGGAUCCCGUGCUGAACCUUCCGAGAACGGCCUGGGUGCUUUCAGCCAAGGCUCGUAUGAUUUCCAAGGGAAUCCGAGCAUAGGAAUUCGCCAUUCCGCCAACAAUUCCUACUCCCAGCAGCCGAGAUUGCCACACCUACAGAAUAACUACCCUGGACGUCUAUUCGCCGCGGACCACUCGGAUCGAUCGUCCACCGCGGCGGCAGAGCAUCGAUACGACAAUCCCCCCGAUCAAAUGGGUGGACUGGAGCCGGCCAUACAGGGCGAAGGAGACACGCGGGAAGCAGACUCGGCCAGGGCCCAGGUCCCACCAAGCGAAGAACAGAAUCCUCGCGUACUAAGCAUAGUUGCCGCCCAACCUCUUCUGGGGUCAGCCAGCAUCAGCCCUAGGCGGAACUCAUCGGAGCGAUCCCAGGCAAUGGCUCAACACCUAUUUAGUGCAAGUUCGGUUCUCGGUCUACGACGAAUCAUACGGAGUUGGCGAGAAAAGGGCACGGCGUUGCCACCUCUGUUAGCAACGUCCGUGUUGGAGAGAUUGCAAGCGAUCGCGACUCUCGACCAAAAAAUAGCGUUUUUCCAGUUGCUGAGGCGGUAUCAAAUCUUGAGGUUGUACGAAGACGUAGGCGGCCACACCACAGGCACGGCGAGCAGAGAAGUGGUCAUGACUUCGGCAAGCUUCACGCUGGAAAAACAAAAGCCUGGAAACCCUCUUCUACUUGCCGAGGCCGAGACUACGAAACUCAUGAUGCGCCAGAUGGGAUUGUCCGUCAGUCCCCAAUCCCCGGGGUAUAGGGGCACCUACAACAACAUGAGUCGGCUGCGGAGGCUCGGCCGCCGCCUGCACCUGAUGGUUAGGAGAUUUGAUAUCGGAAUCUUGGCGUUGCUAGACUUGAACUCAGAAAACGGCGAGUUUGGCAAUGCAGAUGCGAGGAUCCUCCAGCUGUCGGAUUCCGAGUUCCAGGAGGGCAUCUCCCUUGUCGACCUGUCGCAGAGCGAGCACCCGCACCGCAUCGCCAGGACGGCCGCGCGCAUCGUAAACGCGCUCAUUCGGGAGGACCCGGCUCGCGUCCCGCCUUUCCGGAUCGAACUAGCCACACCCGAACAGAUCAUCAAGACCGCAGGCUCCGAACAAUUAUCGGAUCUCUUCGAUGACGAGUGGCGAGCCUCUCCAGAUGCAACUUCUGUCGUUCAUACCUGGACGUCGUCUUCGUCGCCGCCAACACUGGGCUAAUGCGAUUAGGAUUUAGAUACUACGUUAUUACUCUAUCAACUUCUUGGAGCGACGCAGCACAAGCCGUCCUGAAGGCGAAUGGCACUACUGUUCCUCAUAUCGGUGGUGGUAGUUAGCAGGAUUUCAUUCAUCAUAGAAUAACAUAGUCCCCUGAAUCAACUUGAUGGGUUGACAAUGUGACAACGUGUAUUGUUUGAUAUACGGCUGAAUUUAUCGUUCAAGGCUUCUCAUUGAAAUUUCCAGCUAGGGGAUCGUGUGUGAUCUAUAGUUAAGGCGCUACGACACUACUGUCGUGAAGAAAGUUAUGAGCUUCAGGGCGACGGAUGAGUUGAUUAGGCGUUAACCAGAUGUUAUGCAGUGGUGAUGUGGUUAGUGGGCG